Molecule: messenger RNA, 1471 nt
Organism: Camellia sinensis
Lineage: Eukaryota; Viridiplantae; Streptophyta; Magnoliopsida; Ericales; Theaceae
Product: anthocyanin synthase
Source: RefSeq, a predicted model, not a curated record
GCAAAUUUCCCCUAUAAAUACCCUUAUAGUAAUUACUUCACUCUGCAACAUACACAAACACAAUAAUUAAAAUUUGGUGUACUAACAAUGAUGACUACAGUGGCUGCCCCGAGAGUCCAAAGCUUGGCGACGAGUGGGAUUGAAUCGAUCCCAAAAGAGUACGUGAGGCCAAAAGAAGAGCUGACGGGCAUCGGCAACAUAUUUGAAGAAGAGAAGAAUGAAGAAGGGCCACAAGUGCCUACAAUUGACUUGAAAGACAUAGACUCGGAGGUCGAGGAGGUGAGAGAGAGGUGUCGGGAGGCGUUGAAGAAGGCGGCGGUGGAUUGGGGUGUGAUGCAUUUGGUGAAUCAUGGGAUAGCGGAGGACGUGAGGGAGCGGGUGAAGGUGGCCGGAGAAGGGUUUUUUGAGCAGCCGGUGGAGGAGAAGGAGAAGUAUGCAAACGACCCUGAUGAUGGGAAUCUUCAAGGGUAUGGGAGCAAAUUGGCUAACAAUGCUUGUGGUCAACUUGAAUGGGAAGACUAUUUUUUCCACCUUGCUUACCCUGAGGACAAGUGUGACAUGUCCAUUUGGCCCAAGACACCAACCGACUACAUUCCUGCAACAGUUGAGUACGCAAAGCAACUUCGAGCCCUAACUACCAAGACGCUCUCAAUCCUAUCCCUUGGCUUAGGACUAGAAGAAAACAGACUAGAGAAAGAAGUUGGAGGCAAAGAAGAGCUCCUCCUCCAAAUGAAAAUCAACUAUUACCCAAAAUGCCCUCAACCCGAGCUCGCUCUUGGGGUUGAAGCCCACACUGACUUGAGUGCAGUCUCCUUCAUCCUCCCCAGCAUGGUCCCAGGGCUGCAACUCUUCUACGAGGGUAAGUGGAUCACUGCAAAAUGUGUACCAAACUCUAUCAUCAUGCUAAUUGGGGACACUGUUGAAAUUCUUAGUAAUGGCAAGUACAAGAGCAUUCUUCACAGAGGACUUGUUAACAAGGAAAAGGUGAGAAUUUCGUGGGCGGUUUUUUGUGAGCCGCCAAAGGAGAAGAUUAUCUUGAAGCCAUUGCCGGAGACGGUGUCAGAGGCGGAGCCACCGUUGUUCCCGCCGAGGACUUUUGCUCAGCAUAUUCAACAUAAAUUGUUCCGGAAAUCCCAAGAACUUGGCUCUAAAUAAUUCUGGAAAAUGCUAUGCUAUCGAAAUUUUUAUACAAAAUUUGAUUUCAGAAUGACAUGGCGGUGAGGUGAAAUUUCAUAAAUUAAAAUAAAUUAAUGAUGGGUCUUUAUGUUUUUUUAAUGAAAAGCCAUGUUAUUUUGUAUGAUAAUUUUGUAUAAUUUGUCAAUUUGUGUAGCAUUAAGUCUAAAAUUAAUUGUUUGGUGGUUGGUUUGUAAUGUUAUGGUUUGGUUUGAUGUUUUAGAGUUUAAUCAUUGGCAGGUCUUAUAGACCUUAGCCUGUAUUUGUCUCAGUGCUUGUCCUUUGCCUGUCUUUUAAC